This is a messenger RNA of Pelecanus crispus (Dalmatian pelican), 1754 nucleotides long. The record is from RefSeq and is a predicted model, not a curated record. NCBI's taxonomy places the organism in Eukaryota, Metazoa, Chordata, Aves, Pelecaniformes, Pelecanidae.
UGUCAUUCUUUGUGGUCAGCCUGGGUGGGACACUGGUUGGGAUUUUCUUUGCAUUCCUGCUCUCAUUGGUCAGCCGUUUCACCAAGCACGUGAGAAUCAUUGAACCUGGAUUUGUGUUUAUCAUUUCGUACCUGUCCUACCUCACAGCAGAGAUGCUUUCUCUUUCUGCUAUCCUUGCGAUAACUUUCUGUGGCAUCUGCUGUCAGAAAUAUGUCAAGGCUAACAUAUCUGAACAAUCUUCUACAACUGUAAGAUAUACCAUGAAAAUGAUGGCCAGUGGAGCAGAAACCAUUAUCUUCAUGUUCCUGGGAAUUUCAGCUGUAAAUCCAGAUAUCUGGACUUGGAAUACAGCUUUUAUUCUGUUGACUCUGGUCUUCAUCUCAGUAUAUAGAGUUAUUGGUGUAGUUUUACAGACAUGGAUUCUUAACCACUACAGAAUGGUCCAGUUGGAGAUAAUAGACCAGGUGGUGAUGUCAUAUGGUGGACUACGUGGAGCAGUUGCUUUUGCUCUGGUUGUACUUCUGGAUGAGGAAAACGUGAAAGAGAAAAACCUGUUUGUCAGCACAACUAUCAUUGUUGUGUUUUUUACAGUUAUUUUCCAGGGACUGACUAUCAAGCCUUUGGUACAGUGGCUGAAAGUGAAGAAAACUGAACACAGAGAGCCAAAACUGAAUGAGAAACUUCAUGGCAGGGCCUUUGAUCACAUUCUUUCUGCUAUAGAAGACAUUUCUGGACAAAUAGGACAUAAUUAUCUGAGAGACAAGUGGUCCAAUUUUGAUAGGAAAUUCCUCAGUAAAGUACUGAUGAGAAGGUCUGCUCAAAAAUCAAGAGACCAGAUCCUUAAUGUUUUCCAUGAACUCAACUUGAAGGAUGCAAUUAGCUAUGUGGCUGAGGGAGAACGUAGAGGUUCCUUGGCAUUUAUACGUUCUCCAAGCACAGACAACAUGGUAAAUGUGGAUUUCAGCACCCCACGUCCAAGUACUGUGGAAAGCUCUGUCUCUUAUUUACUGAGAGAAAAAGCUGGACCAGUUUGCCUUGACAUGCAAGCUUUAGAGCAGAGAAGGAAAAGUAUCCGGGACACAGAAGACACAGUCGCUCAUCACACCCUACAACAGUACCUGUAUAAACCCAGGCAGGAGCACAAACACCUGUACAGUCGACAUGAGAUCAUGCACAAUGAAGAUGAGAAACAAGACAAGGAGAUUUUCCAUAGGACAAUGAGGAAGCGCUUAGAAUCUUUCAAGAGUACCAAACUAGGAAUAAACCAUUCCAAGAAGCUCAAUAAAAUCCACAAGCGAGACCGGGGACAAAAAAGGCGAAACAGCAAUGUUAUACCAAAUGGAAAAAUACCUUCAGAAAAUCCAGUACAAGAUUUUACUUUGAAGGAAAAAGAUUUGGAGUUUUCCGAAUCAGAAGAAAAUAAUGAUUAUGAAACUUUGCAUCUAGGCAAAGGAGCUGAUUUUCUGGCUAAUGUGAUGAAGCAAAAUUUCACAGAUACUCCUACCGGAAUUGAUAACCCAGUAUUUUCAGCUGAUGAUGAUCAAAGUGUCUACAUGAAGUUCUCACCAUGGUUAUCUAGUGAAGAUACAGUGGUACCAUCACAAAGGGCCCGAGUGCAGAUCCCAUAUUCUCCAAACAACUUCAGACGGCUCACUCCAUUCCGGCUCAGCAAUAAAUCAAUAGAUUCCUUCCUGCUAGCAGAUGGCCCAGAGGACCGACCCAGAUCUUUUCUCCCAGAAGCAACACAUAUGUAA